AUGGACCCGAGCAUUUAAAAAACAGAUAUAGACGGCACAAAAGAAGGAGAGAGCAGCAGUCAAACCGACCUCCCUCCGUUUGUCCGGCUCCUGUGCUCUUUCUCCAUCUCACCAUCUCUGUCAUCAUUGCAGUAUGUAGAACAAUGGGGAUAGCUGGAGAACUUUCCAUUGCUGCAGAUGCUGAGAAGAAGAAGAGGAGCAGAAGAUGGGGAGUUGCAGUCAUGACACUCUGGCAGCUCGGCGUUGGCUAUCUGUGGUGUGCUCUGUUCCUCCCAACACUUCCAGGAGCUCAAGGAGGAGCCUUGCUGACAAUACAGCCAGAAAAAGCUGUGGUGGCAUUUGGAGGCUCCAUUGUGUUUAACUGCAGCACCAGCUGCAAGAAUCUCACAAAAAUUGGCAUCGAGACCAAGGAGAAGACGGAGAGCAAGGGAAAUGGGACCACUUGGGCCGCUUUUCAACUUGUAAAUGUCAGCGAGUGGGACUCCACCCCAAAAUGCUACGCUUAUUGCAACGAGACUGCAACUCUUCAAAGUGCAACCCUCACUGUUUACCGAGCGCCGGAACUAGUAGUGUUGAAUCCGUUGCCAGAGAUGGAGGUGGGCAAGGAAUAUAACUUGACAUGUUGGGUUCACAAUGUCGCCCCCAGAAGGAACCUCACCGUGACCUUCUUGAAAGGAGAGACGAAACUGCACCAGGAGACAUUUAAGGAGCACUCUGCACGUGAAGCUGGUGAUGUUGUGGUGACCCACAGCAUAACAGCUCAACAAUCCAAGAAUGGGGAGGAAUUCAGCUGCCAGGCAGACUUGGAUCUGAGGCCUGAAGGGCAGCUCUUUGAAAAGGCCUCCCACAACCAAUCACUAAUGGCAGUCGUGUUUUCAGUGGAUCCCCAUCUCAACACCUCACAUGACAUACUGGAGAUCAGUUCUGAGAUGGAUGUGGAAUGUGAGGUGGCUGGGCUUUUCCCAGCCAAAGAGGCCCGGUUUGACCUGACUUUUGCUGGAGAGAGAUUGAAGUUCAGCAGCAACGUGUGGAAUGAUAUGGCCACAGCCAAGGCUCAAGCAUCCUCCUCCUCAGUAGGAAAACAUGAGCUGAACUGCACAGUCUCUCUGGGGCCGAUAAUCAGAACUGCAACAAAAACUGUGGCUGUCUUCAGUUUGCCUGACCCCAUCCUGCACGUUGACCCCCAAGCGGUCCUUGUCAACAAGACUGUGACCUUCACGUGCAAUUCUAGUGGCACUGGAUCCCCUGGCAUUAAAAUGCAGAUCAGAGACGCCAAGGAAACCUUCGCAUCUGCAAGCAAUUCUUCUCUGCAGGUUCUCCGGACAGCCCAGGAAGAAGACGAUGGGGGGGAAUUUACAUGCAAAGUGGAACUGAUGGUGGAUGGGCACCCAGUCCCAGUUGUAAAGAAGACCUUUGCAAAGCUCACGGUCUUCUAUGGGCCCCGAAUGAAUGAUACUCAUUGUCCCAGUCACUGGGUCUGGACAGAAGGCAAUGAAGAGACCUUUGUCUGCUUGGCCUGGGGAAAUCCAGAGCCAACUGUUGAAUGCUGGAAAGACCAGACACCAAUUAAACUUGGGGCACCACAACGCGUCACCAUGGAUCAGGAUGGGCUCUAUCAGUGCAAUGCUACCAAUGAAUAUGGCUCCAAUGUUAGAUAUGUGACCAUCCAUGUUGAGAGAAAUCGUAGUAGUAUCAUUGUGGCCUCUACCUCUAUACUCAUUCUGCUUGUCUUGCUGGUGUUAAUUCUCAUGUACUACCUGUUCAUCGGGGUGCAUGGAACUGCCGCUGUAACGGGAUCAAGGGAAGAACAAAUAUGAAACAAAAUGAGCUGAAAAGCCUUUGUGUAACAACACAGACAACAGAAUUGCUGUUUUAUGAACAACUUAUACAAGCAAUGCGUAAUGAGUCAUGAAGUCAUUCUGAAGCACAUAAUGCACGGGAAAGCACCGCGAAAACAAAGAAAUACAAAUCAGAAUCACUAUCAAGUAAGAUCUUGAGCACAAUACCCACAAAAAUGAGAACGGAAAAGCCACUGACUGACAUGAUGAGGAAAAUUACUCUCAGUUGAAAUUCAGAGAAGAUAGGACUAUUGAGUAACUGGAUAUCAGCCUAAGGAUUGUUUGGUUUUUUAAGGAUUGUUUGGGUAUCAGCUAUUUUGUUCGUUACAGAAAACAUACUAUUGAAAAUGUUUGUCUGGAUUUUCUCAUAAGAAACAAGGUCCCAGUGGACAUUUCAGAGGAAUGACAGAUUGUAUAUUUGCCCCUUUAAUAGAUGAGAUUCAGUGAAUCCCAUCUAUCAGAUAAAAUAAAUAUUCUGUUGACAUAGCAAUCUGCAUAGCCAAUGGACCUAAUGUCACUUUGGUAUCAUUAAAAAAAGGUUGGUCGUAGUGCCUGGAGAUUAGAGCAGAAGGUUGUACUAAGUGGGUGGGGGUGGGGGGAAGGAUAUCCCGGCAAUUUGAAAUUGUCUUUUGAAGGAAUCCUUGUGCACUGAUCUGGUUUAAAGAAACAGGGAAAGCACAGUGAACCCCUUGAUGCCUUACUUGCCUUGACCCACUGACACAGUGAAUGGCUUAGAUUGGAUGUAACUGACCAUGUUUAUAUUUAGCCAGGAGAUCAAACUAAGAAAUUGUUGUCAUCACCAAAACCUCCAUUAGACCCAGGUAUUCUGAAGACCAAGAGUAUACCAAGUAGGCAACCAACCAGCUCCUUAGAGGUCUAGGGGGCAUACCUCACUCUGCCUCUACCAAUCGUUAUAUGGACUGAAGGCCCUGCCUUAGGCACCAAAACCAGAGUGUAACUUGGAAGUAGACGCUAUUGUUGCCCAAGCUGACCAUGUCUUAUGGCAGCAAUAGCAACAGAGAAGAUACCACCAAGAUGACACUGGACAUGUACAUAAUUUGCAGACUUUCCAUAACAGCUACGAUAGGAGGUGUCAUCUUGGAGAUGGCCUCCUCACCGUACAGUUAUUGUCACCAAAUUUCAAGGCAUGCAGUCCAUGUUCUUAAGCUUGUUGCUAUAGAUCUGCCAGAGGAGCACCUGUUCUCUUCCGACCUGUCCUCAGUGCUCACAAGGCUGCAUGGUUGAGGAUCUGGUGGUGGUGAAGGCCACGGCAAAGUAAGCAGAGAUAGAAUCCAGGCUGGUGAUGAGGCUGCAGCAAAGUUGUGGCAAGGCUAGGUGAGGGGAGGGCAGAAGAAGGACUGGAGCAAAGGCUGGAGGAGAAGCAAGGCGGGAGCUGAUGCAAGGCACAAGGCAAGGCUGGAGUACCCUGGAGAGGCCCAAGGGAACAAGUUGACUCAUCAGGGUCUGUAGACCAACUAAACCCUUAAGUACUGCCUGAGAACAGAUCACUCCUCCCCAGCCCCACCUCCAUGCCUAGAGUGUCCUGGCUUAAAAGAGGCCAUAGCACGGAAUCUGACACUUCUCCGCCAUUCCAGCUGGUUUCCCCUGGAUUGCUGGUGACGCCAACAUCCUGAUGUGGGGGGGGGGGGUUUGACGAUGGCAGAGAGGCCAGCUCUGCAGCAGUUUCCGGUUCCCCAAGUAUAACUUCCGGGGUCUCAGACCCUAAAGAGGCUCCCUCAAUGGUUCCUGCCCCUAGGGCUUCCUCAGCUUCUUGCUCAGUGGUGUAGUCUAGGGACGUGCAGAACGUUCUGCCUCAAAAUGGGCAUUUCAAGUAUUCUGAGCUCAGAAGCAGAACACGCUUUAAAAAGGGGUCCUGUUCCAAGCUCAGAACAACUCAUUCCAACCCCAUCCCAAGCGCCAUUUUGUGAAGCUCAGGAUGGCGGUUGGACCAUUCCAACAGAAUGGUCCUAUUCUGUUGGAACCACCGGCUUGCUCGGUGGUUCCAAUGGAAUGUUUAGCACAUUUUGCUUUCUGUUCCGAGCUCCAACCCCUUCUAGAAAGAUAGCUUCACCACAUGUGUUUAAUCCAGUUUCCAGUUUUAAUUGGUUUUAGUCUUCUGAUACUGCCUGCCAUUUUGUCUUGCUGCCUGCCUGCUUUGAUUUUCUUUUAUUAUCUAUUGCUAUGUUUUGAUGAGCAGAGGUAAAAUAUCUGUUUCUCCACACCAGAAUGUCAAGGUCUAAGAUUAGCAAGUACUUUAGCAUGAUUUGUAUUCUCCAACUACAGUGUAACAAAAGAGAGGAAGGCCCUGAGUGACCUCCUAGAGCCAUACUUUUGACUUGAUCCCUCUCUGAAAGAAGCAUAGGAGCUGUGCUGUGCAGCAAUUCAAUGGCUCAAGGAAAAGUAUUCUGCAUAGACUCAGAGGCAACCACCUUUCCAACCAGUUACCAUCAAGCAUGAAGAAAAGCAGCCCCAGAUCAUUUUGGUGUGGGAGAUGCAGCUUUGAAAGGAACAUGCAGGGUUCCAUAUCCGAAAGAUCCACUGUGUGGUUCUUCUGGAAGUCAUCUUAUUCUAUGCGCAAAUUAGCUGUAGCAGAAAACGCUCAGUAGGACCAGCUAAAAGUCACCAAGUAGCCAACAAGCUUGGUCAGAACUCUUUGUCAGACUGGAUGUUAAGAGAAAUAGGGAGAAAAAUGUUGCUGGGCAUUAUGAAAAAAACCCAGUCUCUGUUAAGAUAGAAUUUUAAUGAUUGGGAAUGUUAUUUUUAAAUUGUUAAAUUGUUUUAAGUUUUUUUGUAUAUGUUUUUAACUUGUUUUAUGCUAUUGUUAACUGCCCAGAGAUGAAGGUUUGGGGUGGUGUACAAAUUUGGUAAAUAAAUUAGAUAGAUAGAUAGAUAGAUAGAUAGAUAGAUAGAUAGAUAGAUAGAUAGAUAGAUAGAUAGAUGUUGCCAGAGUAAUGCUGAAUUUUUUUUACAAAUGAGUUGGGACUGCAUUGCAAUACAUAAGUAUUGAAGAUCAGUAUUAAUGAAUAUAAAAAGAAUUAUAAAAUGUUGAGGUACCUCUUGACCCCUCUAGGCAGUGUUACUAGAAUAUACUAGCCCAUUAGCAGUAUGACAGACAUCCUUAAUAUCAAAUUUGUUAACAGCUGCCAAAAAUAUUUUUGCCAGAAAUUGGAAGAAUAUAAAAUCCCUUACUAUAAAAGAAUGGAUCGGUAGAGUGCUGUUGCUAGAAAGCCUGAUUUUGAGGAGCACAGAGCACACACACACACACCUGCCCGCCAUGUUGGAUUCUUCCGUUCAUGAGAAUGUGAACUUUUCACCUGCCCAUAUUUGACAAAAGCUGACAGCUGGUCGAUUAGCACGAGCAAAGCAUGGGGCAAUGUACCUCGAAGUCAUAACAGCUAAAACUGCAAGGGGUCAUCCCCAGCCUCUCUCUCAUUAUCUCAAGAGAAGAAAAACAGACAGCAAGCAGACCUAAUUCAACAGGCACUGCUUAAGGGAAGAGAAUACUUCAGUUUCACAUGAGAGAUGGCUGGCAAGCGCCCUCUGCUGCAACACAGAUAAGAAGCGACAUUUCCCAACCCACCAUUAACAGCUCAAUUAGUUGGCAAGUGACUAGAGCAGAGUAGGAAUUUGCAGACCGGUCCGGCAGUCUGGCGGUUUGGUCCGGGGGUUCGUGGUUAAACCGAACCACUCCCCUGGUUCCAUCGGACAGGAACCGGACCACCAAGUCCAGUCCAGCAGGUCUGUGAACUUUAAAAAAAAUUUUUUUAAAGUCAAUUAAGUAUCUGUAGACCCUUUGAGGGGCUUGCUGAAGCUGUA
Molecule: messenger RNA, 5654 nt
Organism: Hemicordylus capensis (graceful crag lizard)
Lineage: Eukaryota; Metazoa; Chordata; Lepidosauria; Squamata; Cordylidae
Product: intercellular adhesion molecule 5-like
Exons: 10
Coding region: 144-1817 (557 amino acids)
Biological process (GO): cell-cell adhesion
Cellular component (GO): membrane
Molecular function (GO): integrin binding
Source: RefSeq, a predicted model, not a curated record